This is a messenger RNA of Coregonus sp. 'balchen', 36930 nucleotides long. Lineage: Eukaryota; Metazoa; Chordata; Actinopteri; Salmoniformes; Salmonidae. The record is from the annotation of a GenBank genome assembly.
AUGGCAGGAAAACAGAAAAGCAAAAGGUAAAUUGCUCACAGUGAAAUGUGGGUACUGAUAACGAACACAUUUGUUCUAUUACAUAACAAUAUAGCUAGCUUAUUUAUGUAUUGUACGUGUCAAGUGUUUUGUGUCGUUCUUUAUUUCCCUUGGAAUGUUGAAAGCAGAGUUGGUAGCUCACUUGUAAUAAUCAACGUUAGCCUUAGCUAAUAGUUAGCUAGCUUGCUUGGUUUGAAACAUAAUGGUUGGCUAACUCGCUAACCAAGUGAGUUGAGCGAGUGAUCAACAUGUAACGUCCUCCCCCGUUCAGUUUGUAAGUUUGUUUUGGCAUGACUUAUUGAAAUGUAACGUUAAACGGAUCAAACGAACUAACGUUAGCUAAUUUCGCCAACUAAACUAACUUUACACGCCAUCAUAGUCACUGGAGUGAGACUUGUAAAAUAUUUACAUUUACAUAAUUUAGCAGGCAAAGUGUAGCUUGUUUGAGUGUAGCUAAUUAACUGACCUUUGACUUUAAUUAAAUAUAUUUCUGUUUGCUAAAUUGGCUGUGUAUUGUUUCUAUGUUGCAGGAAGUUGGAGGACCUCAGUGUGGACGAGUUCCUGCUAUCUGGCUUUGACUCGGCAGGUGAGGCUGAUUCUGAGGAUGACACUCCCACCCGGCAUGGACAGAAAUCGAAGAAGAAAGCAGGGCAAUCAGCAGCUCAAGACAAGUAAGUGUUUCAGUCUCACUUCUUCAGUCAGUAUCUGCCCCAGAUACUUUAGUGUACCCGAAAAAUACAAAUGUCCUCCCAGGUCACCUGGUAGAAUGUUAUUUAAUACAUGAGUAUGUCCUGUCUUGCAGGGGUGAUGACAAAAAGAAAGGCAAGGCAUCUCAGCACAAAGACUCACUGUCAAGGUUAAAAAGUAAAGAUCCAGAGUUCUAUAAGUUCUUGCAGCAGAACGACCAGACCCUGCUCAACUUUGACGACACCGACAGCUCCGAGGAUGAGGAAGAGAGGAAGUACCACACGCUGCCCAAACAACUGGAGGUACUAGGGCUUUGACUUUGAAAAAUGUUUCAUGAUGUGAAAACGUAAUUCAGAUUAUGUAUAGACUGAAUAUAGGGUAAGUUGAUGCACAUUUGUUUCUGAUCUAAUAUGGUAGCCUAUGCUUGAUUUAAACCAGCAGCAUUAGAGAUUAACAUCUAAUUUUACACGUGUAAAUGUCAUAUUUGAGGGGAUGCUGAUUUUACACUCAACAUGUAUUUGUUUAUUUUCAUGAUUUGUAUUCCUUAGAAUGUUUUCUUUGUCUCUAUAAUGGUCUUUACAUUUUUCAGAAUAAUGUUAACUUCAAGGUUAUGUGUGACGCUAGGAGGCCAGUUCUGAUGAUGAGGAGGAACAAGGAGAGUCCACAAAGAAAUCCAAGAAGACAGCAGAGGUUAUCAAAGUAACAGAGAAAAUGGUUGAUGAGUGGCAAGCUGCAAUCAAGGUAACACUUACCUACAGACUAUCCACCUAGCAUAGACCUCCUCCAUUUUCCUCUACCAGACUUUAGGUGUAGUCAUUGUAAACAGACACAACCACACCGGGAUGCAGGUUGCAUAAUGGCCCUUUUAAAUAACCAACUUUUGACGCAUAUUUUCUCUCCGCAAAUAGAAUAGUGCUGGGUCCCAUCUUCCACCUCCCAAACCUCUGGGUUAACUACCGUCCCAUGAGUGUCAUGAUAAAAAACAAUGCCUACCGGGCAGCAUUAAUUUGGAAGGAAAACGUAUUAUUACAUGAAGUCAAGACGCUUUUGUGUCUACUGUACCACAAUGCCAGUGCUUUUGCCCUUCGUUCUUAUAUGCAUCUUUUCUUGCCUCCCAUCCCUUUGUCUUCAGGAUGAGCCUACACCUCGCCUCUUCAGAGAGGUCACACAGGCCUUCAAGGCUGCUGUGGCGACCACCAAAGGAGAGGGGGGAGAUCCAUGUCGAUACAAAGUGGCCGACAGUUCAGGUAGGGAUCAUACCCCCCAUGAGUGUGUAUGAUCCCCUCUUUAGUAGUGUCAACAUACUUUAGCCCCAAGGACGAUGACAUAAUUUGUGGUGUGUGUGUGUGUGUUCUCCAAUAGUGUUCAACGCGUUGGUCCUGUUCUGUAUCCGAGACGUGUACGUGGCUCUGCAGAGGAUGCUCAACCUAAAGCCAGAUAAAGACCAGAAGAAGUAAUAAAUGGACACCUUUCUUCUUUACAAAAGCUUUAACCAUUUCCCUAACACUUAGUUUUGAGUAGAACAAUAGCUAAACAGAUGAGCCAAUGUAUUUUAUUAUCUGUGUCAAGGUGAAUAUUUUUUCAGGUGUAUCCAUUUUGGUCUUCCCUCUGAUUUUCUCAUCUUCAGGCCAGUGCUUCCAUCGUGCAGUCCUAAAUGGCAGAAGAACCAGGUGGACAUCAGGAUGUAUCUCAGUGGGAUCGUUCAGGUCUGUUUGUUUCAUCCUCUGUCCCAUUUUCCCCUUGUUUCCCCCCUCUUGUCUGAAUUGUCACUGAUACCUUUCCUUUUUCUUGCAUACAGUAUUUGUAUUGGAUGUACCCUCGUGUUUUAAAAAUGUUUCUACCUUUUUACUCUUGUCGAUGAACAUUUUCAAUUGAUGUACCUCUACUUACAAUGGCAAAUAAAUUGAACUUUAACUCUCCUACUCCGUUCACAGCUCUUGUCCUGUCUCACCGAGGCCACCGUCAUCAGUGCAGUUCUGAGGCACGCCAACCAGCUGGUGCCCUACUACCUGUGUAACCCCAAACAGUGUCGCCACCUGCUCAAGGUGAGUUCCGGUUACCACAGCAGCACCUAUAUGUAGGCUGACCAAACUGCGUGAUGAUCAUCAGGGGAAUUAUGCAAAUAAUGUCUCUGUAAUGUAAAGCAGUUAUGAUUUAGUUCUAGGGAUGAUAACCCUGCAGAGAUAAACCACAUUAAUAUCAGUUGAGUUUAUAAAGGGUGUUGUGGAGCACUGGAGGAUCCCUCCCUAGGAAAUGACAUAUUACUGCUGUCAGAAGAAAACCUUGUAACUCCAUUUUGCCCCAGUAUUUAUUUUUAUUUUUAAAUGAAUUGAAAGUAGUAACUCUGAAGUUUCAUAAAUGGUCAAAUAUGGAUGUUUUUGUCAUUUCCUGAAAAGUUUUUAAAGAUGCAAGGCUUCUGACAGUGACACUAUGCUCUGGACUGGUAGCCUUGCUAUUGGGACCUGGGUCCAUUCCGAAGUUCGCUCUCACAGUCCACUUCUCUCACCUUUUUCUAGCAACUGAUCAAUCAGUGGAGCACCGGGGAGGAGACGAGCCGUGUGCUGGCUUUCCUGGCCCUCAACAAGAUCUGCCGACACAAGCAAGACACCUACCUCAACCCUAUUUUCAAGGUAUGUCCUCUACGUCUGUUUCUCGCUCUCUUCCAUGUGUGAAAUAUGCUUCAUUCAUUUGGCCCGCGGUAGUUAAUACCCUUUAGGAGUGAGUAAGUAAGGUUUAUGUCUCCACAUCUGCAUUAAAAAUGCUAAGCAAAUAUAGCUACAGUGAGGGAAAAAAGUAAUUGAUCCCCUGCUGAUUUUGUACGUUUGCCCACGGACAAAGAAAUGAUCAGUCUAUAUGUAGGUUUAUUUGAACAGUGAGAAACAGAAUAACAACAAAAAAAUCCAGAAAAACGCAUGUCAAAAAUGUUAUAAAUGGAUUUGCAUUUUAAUGAGGGAAAUAGGUAAAAAAAAGAUUUCUGGCUCCCAGGUGUCUUUUAUACAGGUAACGAGCUGAGAUUAGGAGCACACUCUUAAAGGGAGUGCUCCUAAUCUCAGUUUGUUACCUGUAUAAAAGACACCUGUCCACAGAAGCAAUCAAUCAAUCAGAUUCCAAACUCUCCACCAUGGUCAAGACCAAAGAGCUCUCCAAGGAUGUCAGGGACAAGAUUGUAGACCUACACAAGGCUGGAAUGGGCUACAAGACCAUAGCCAAGCAGCUUGGUGAGAAGGUGACAACAGUUGGUACGAUUAUUCGCAAAUGGAAGAAACACAAAAGAACUGUCAAUCUCCCUCGGCCUGGGGCUCCAUGCAAGUUCUCACCUCGUGGAGUUGCAAUGAUCAUGAGAACGGUGAGGAAUCAGCCCAGAACUACACAGGAGUAUCUUGUCAAUGAACUCAAGGCAGCUGGGACCAUAGUCACCAAGAAAACAAUUGGUAACACAGUACGCAGUGAAGGACUGAAAUCCUGCAGCGCCCGCAAGGUCCCCCUGCUCAAGAAAGCACAUAUACAGGGCCGUCUGAAGUUUGCCAAUGAACAUCUGAAUGAUUCAGAGGAGAACUGGGUGAAAGUGUUGUGGUCAGAUGAGACCAAAAUCGAGCUCUUUGGCAUCAACUCAACUCACAGUGUUUGGAGGAGGAGGAAUGACCCCAAGAACACCAUCCCCACCGUCAAACAUGGAGGUGGAAACAUUAUGCUUUGGGGGUGUUUUUCUGCUAAGGGGACAGGACAACUUCACCGCAUCAAAGGGACGAUGGACGGGGCCAUGUACCGUCAAAUCUUGGGUGAGAACCUCCUUCCCUCAGCCAGGGCAUUGAAAAUGGGUAGUGGAUGGGUAUUCCAGCAUGACAAUGACCCAAUGCACACACCCAAGGCAACAAAGGAGUGGCUCAAGAAGAAGCACAUUAAGGUCCUGGAGUGGCCUAGCCAGUCUCCAGACCUUAAUCCCAUAGAAAAUCUGUGGAGGGAGCUGAAGGUUUGAGUUGACAAACGUCAGCCUCGAAACCUUAAUGACUUGGAGAAGAUCUGCAAAGAGGAGUGGAACAAAAUCCCUCCUGAGAUGUGUGCAAACCUGGUGGCCAACUACAAGAAACGUCUGACCUCUGUGAUUGUCAACAAGGGUUUUGCCACCAAGUACUAAGUCAUGUUUUGCAGAGGGGUCAAAUUCUUAUUUCCCUCAUUAAAAUGCAAAUCAAUUUAUUACAUUUUUGACAUGCGCUUUUCUGGAUUUUGUUUUUGUUAUUCUGUCUCUCACUGGGAAACGUACAAAAUCAGCAGGGGAUCAAAUAUUUUUUUCCCUCACUGUACCUAGUUAGUGGCAAAAGUGUAUGCACAUAAACAUUCCUGAAAGGUGGCACACAGUGGGGGGAAAAAAGUAUUUAGUCAGCCACCAAUUGUGCAAGUUCUCCCACUUAAAAAGAUGAAAGGCCUGUAAUUUUCAUCAUAGGUACACGUCAACUAUGACAGACAAAUUGAGGAGAAAAAAUCCAGAAAAUCACAUUGUAGGAUUUUUAAUGAAUUUAUUUGCGUUUAAUAAUAUAUUAUUUAAUUUAAUAAUAUUUAAUAAUAUAUUAUGGUGGAAAAAUAAGUAUUUGGUCACCUACAAACAAGCAAGAUUUCUGGCUCUCACAGACCUGUAACUUCUUAUUUAAGAGGCUUCUCUGUCCUCCACUCGUUACCUGUAUUAAUGGCACCUGUUUGAACUUGUUAUCAGUAUAAAAGACACCUGUCCACAACCUCAAACAGUCACACUCCAAACUCCACUAUAGCCAAGACCAAAGAGCUGUCAAAGGACAACAGAAACAAAAUUGUAGACCUGCAACAGGCUGGGAAGACUGAAUCUGCAAUAGGUAAGCAGCUUGGUUUGAAGAAAUCAACUGUGGGAGCAAUUAUUAGGAAAUGGAAGACAUACAAGACCACUGAUAAUCUCCCUCGAUCUGGGGCUCCACGCAAGAUCUCACCCCGUGGGGUCAAAAUGAUCACAAGAACGGUGAGCAAAAAUCCCAGAACCACACGGGGGGACCUAGUGAAUGACCUGCAGAGAGCUGGGACCAAAGUAACAAAGUCUACCAUCAGUAACACACUACGCCGCCAGGGACUCAAAUCCUGCAGUGCCAGACGUGUCCCCCUGCUUAAGCCAGUACAUGUCCAGGCCCGUCUGAAGUUGGCUAGAGUGCAUUUGGAUGAUCCAGAAGAGAUUGGGAGAAUGUCAUAUGGUCAGAUGAAACCAAAAUAGAACUUUUUGGUAAAAACUCAACUCGUCGUGUUUGGAGGACAAAGAAUGCUGAGUUGCAUCCAAAGAACACCAUACCUACUGUGAAGCAUGGGGAUGGAAACAUCAUGCUUUGGGGCUGUUUUUCUGCAAAGGGACCAGGACGACUGAUCCGUGUAAAGGAAAGAAUGAAUUGGGCCAUGUAUCGUGAGAUUUUGAGUGAAAACCUCCUUCCAUCAGCAAGGGCAUUGAAGAUGAAACGUGGCUGGGUCUUUCAGCAUGACAAUGAUCACAAACACACCGCCCGGGCAACGGAGUGGCUUCGUAAGAAGCAUUUCAAGGUCCUGGAGUGGCCUAGCCAGUCUACAGAUCUCAACCCCAUAGGAAAUCUUUGGAGGGAGUUGAAAGUCCGUGUUGCCCAGCGACAGCCCCAAAACAUCACUGCUCUAGAGGAGAUCUGCAUGGAGGAAUGGGCCAAAAUACCAGCAACAGUGUGUGAAAACCUUGUGAAGACUUACAGAAAACGUUUGACCUGUGUCAUUGCCAACAAAGGGUAUAUAACAAAGUAUUGAGAAACUUUUGUUAUUGACCAAAUACUUAUUUUCCACCAUAAUUUGCAAAUAAAUUCAUAAAAAAUCCUACAAUGUGAUUUUCUGGAUUUUUUUCCCUCAUUUUAUCUGUCAUAGUUGACGUGUAUUUAUGAUGAAAAUUACAGGCCUCUCUCAUCUUUUUAAGUGGGAGAACUUGCACAAUUGGUGGCUGACUAAAUACUUUUCCCCCCCCACUGUAACAGUACAAAGUGGAAGGUAUAAAGUUGCCUGCACAAUGUUGGAACUCCCAAAAUGGACAUUUUAUUAUUUUAAACCAAACUCUUAACACCCUUUAACCUCUUGUUUUUCCCUCAGCAAAUGUACAUCUCGUACGUGCAGAACUGCAAGUUCACGUCGCCCACUGUUCUGCCUAUGAUCAACUUCAUGCAGCGGACGCUGACAGAGAUGUACUCGCUGGACACACAGGCCUCCUACCAGCACGGCUUCAUCUACAUCCGCCAGCUGGCUAUCCACCUGAGGAACGCCAUGACCAUGAAGAAGAAGGUAAGCAGUUCAGCACUCCUACUCUAAGAUGCUUUGUGAAUACGGGCCCUGGAUGUUGGAAAUAAGGAUACGUCAAUGAUGUCAUAGGACACCAGGAAGUACAGCUAAAGAUGAUAAUAGAAGUAAUGACAUUAUCUAUACGAUUGUUUUUAUAGUGGUCUGUGAUAUUCUAACAUUGGAGCUAAGGGUUCCAAUAUUGGUCUAGACCAUUGCUUGUCUCAGACUGUAUCCCAGUAAUAAUUUAGAAACCACCAACAAUGGCAUGUAUAUCAGUGCUGAUGGUAAAUGUGAUGUGUGUGAUCCCUGCAGGAGACGUACCAGUCGGUGUAUAACUGGCAGUUUGUUCACUGCCUGUACCUGUGGUGUCGUGUGCUCAGCACCCUGCACCCCAGCGAUGUCCUGCAGCCCCUCAUCUACCCACUGUGCCAGGUCAUAGUGGGCACCAUCAAGUGGGUACACACACAGACCUAUGUGCUUAACUUGGGAUCAUACUGUUACAUGGGCUAUGAUAUCGUAUCACACACACUACCAGGAUAUCACACAGAGAGCUAUGGGGAAGGAUAAUACUGGAUCUCUUUUCAAAAAGUAAUAUGAAUAUAAAGCUAAACCAUCUGUUUUCACCAACUAUUAGCAUUAGUAUACAGUUGUUGUAUAGAUCAACAAUAACAAGUGCUUUAGUAUGGAUACCCUCUCUUAGGGUAGAAUGUCUAGUUAGCAUGAUACGAGCAGCCUAUGGUCUCCGCAGAUUUUGUAUUGUUUUUCAGUCUGACUUUAAUUACGUUCACAUAAAACAUAAAAACGGACACAGAUUAAGCCUAGUCCUAGACUAAAAAGCAUGCUCAAUGGAGAAUCUCUAUUGAAAGCGAAAUAAUGUUUGGCCCAGUACUAGGCUUAAUCUGUGUCUGUGAAACUGCACCCAAAAGUUGAACUUCACACUUUCACCAGCAGGUGGUAGUGUUGACCACUGUUGUGAAUCUCCAUCUGUCUUGCUGUGCAGGCUGGUACCCACUUCACGCUACUACCCUUUGAGGAUCCACUGUGUGCGAGCCCUCACCCUCCUCUCUGGCAGCACCCACACCUUCGUGCCCGUUCUGCCCUUCCUACUGGAGGUAAGACCCCCUACCCCCUGCUCAUCUCUCCUCCCAGAGCAAUACCCUCCAGGGCCUGUAUUUACAAAGCGUCUCAGAGUAAGUGUUCUGAUCUACGAUCAGUUUGGCCUUUUUUACUUGUUUAUGAAUAAGAGUAUAUCGACAGCAGGACCUUAUCAUAGAUCAGCACUCCUACUAUAUGACUCUUUGUGGUCCUGCUGGAUUUAUCUCCAACCCUACUGUAGCUCAACUAGUUCAGGGCUCUCCAACCCUGUUCCUGGAGAGCUACCGUCCUGUAGGUUUUCACUCCAACCCUAAUCUAGCACACCUGAUUCUAAUAAUUAGCUGGUUGUUAAGCUGAAUCGGGUUAGUUACACCUGGGGUUGGAGUGAAAACCUACAGGAGGGUAGGUCUGGAAGAACAGGGUUGGAGAGGCCUGAAGUAGUUAAAUGCUAACCAGGACCGUGAUCAGCGGAAUCCGGUAUGUUAAUUUACAACAGGGUCGGUUCAAAACUCUGCAUGUAUUCCCAGUAGCUCACUAGGAGGAGGGUUGGCCACUUGUGUGGCCUAGAUCAGAAAGGAUUGAAUAGAUGUGAGCAAUACGGCGCGAGGACAGCAUUGGGCAACAAAACCAAUGGAGAAACAGUGUGGGAGUGUUGUAACAUUUUGUUAGGUAUCAGUGGAAAACAGUCCGUGUAGGUCUCAAUAGCUAACAACGAAAUAGGUUCUGAAAGAUGAGGGGGAGGAAGUAAAUCUGAGUGGUGUGUGUUUGUGACAUCAACCUUAUUCCCGCCCCCCACCCCCCAAAAAAACCCUGCGCUUGACUUUUCCUGCUAGCACUGACUUUGCUGAUAACUUCUUUAUUGAGGGGAAAUGGACUUACUACAACUGUGAUAUGUGGUCUGGAUAAGAGCGUCUGCUAAAUUACUAAAAUGUAAAUGUCAAAUGUUAGAAACCUUUGUUAUUAGUGCAGGUCACACACUGUCAACAUUUUCAGUUUGACUGUGUGUGUUGGUUUGGCAUGCGAGUAUGUGUGGUGUGCAUGCGUUUGUAAGGGUUUCCAUUAGCUGGCAAUUGAACGGUACGUUCAUGCUGCGAACAGCCCGUUACAUCUCAUCCCAAAGAUGCGCUAUUGGGUUGAGUUCUGGGGACUGCGCAGGCCACUCAAGUAAACUGAACUCGCUGUCAUGUUCCAGGCAAUGUUUUUCCACUCCUCAAUUGUCCAGUGUUGGUGAUCGCAUGCCCACUGGAGCUGCUUCUUCUUGUUUUUAUCGGAUAUUAGUGGAACCCGGUGUGGUUGUCUGCUGCAAUAGCCCAUCCGUGACAAGGACCGAUGUUCAGAGAUGCCGUUCUGCACACUGUUGUACUGGGCUGUUAUUUGCCUAUUUGUGGGCCUGCCUGUUUGCUUGCAUGAUUCUUGCCGUUCUCCUUUGACCUCACAUCAAUUAGCUGUUUUCGCCCACAGGACUGCCGCUGACGGGGUGUUUUUUGUUUGUUGCAACAUUCUCGGUAAACCCUAGACACUGUCGUUUCUGGAGGCCGUCCGUUUCUAAGAUACUGGAAACGGUGCACCUGGCACCGACGAUCAUACCACGCUCAGUCACUUGUUUUGCCCAUUCUAACGUUCAAACAGUAACUGAAUGCCUCUGCCUGAUUUAUAUAGCAAGCCACGGCCACUUGACUCACUGUCUGAAUGAGUGAACCAUUUUCGUGAACGGGGUGGUGCACCUAAUAAACUGGCCACUGAGUGUACUGUGAAGUGUAAUGGGAGGGUGUUGGGUGUCGUGACAAACAAUGGAUGCCAUUAGGGCUGGGAUUUGCCAGAGACCUCGCGAUAGGAUAUUAUCACUAUACUUAGGUGCCGAUACGAUAUGUGUGAUUUUUAUUGCAAUUCGACGUUCCAAACAUAUUGCUCACCAGAUGUCUGCUGCAGAGGGACAAGGGAGAGCCAUGAGAAAACAAGUUUUCAUUAGUCAUGGAAAUAAAGGUGCUGAAAACACAUUUACCCCUUAUUUGAAAAUAGAGAACAAGCUAUGAAGGAAAAUUAAUGGAGUUUUGGUGCAGGUACAGCCAACUAGUGCAAAAAUAAUAUUGUGAUAUUCUGAAAACGAUACGUCGUCAAAAAUAAUAUCCCGAUAUGUAACUAUAGAUUAAUUUUUGUCAAUUAUUUUCCCAUCACUAGAUGCUAUGCCCAAAUGUAAAGCAUGCCGUGCUAAGAACGUUCAACUCUGGUAAUGUUUCAGCCCUUUAGUGAAGCCUGUGAAAUCUGGUGCGUUAUAUUUGCUCUUUGCAAAGGGUAUUCCUCAAGCUCUGAUAUACAAAAAUUAACAUAGCAGGUUACAAAGUAGUGCUUCGUAGCUACGCUUUGAUGUAUGGGGUUGUCCAUUUGUCAGGGACUGGACCAAAUUCACGUUUCCCCACACCCAUCAAGCCAGCUAAGUAGCUGUGUGAGAGUACUUGACGCCGUUCACUGAGGGUUAGUGCUAUCCGGGAUCCUUGGGAAGACCCUACUCUAAACCUUAACUCCUAACCAUAACCCUUACCUAACCCAAACCUUAACCCAGAUACCAACGAUCGUUCACUGAGGCCACGCUUUGGGCGAGAGGCAGCGCUGUGCCAGCGGCAGAUUUUGUGAUUUAUGUUUUUCCUUUGGAGUGACAACUACCAGAAUUCAGUGGCUUCAGCCCUACAAUCGUUUAAAAUUUAGGACACAAUUUCAAUGUUUUGGUAUUUAUCUAUGUCGUUUUACAGCUGGCUAGGAGACAGCUCAGUCUUCAGAGCCAAGGCAAUUUUUUUGCCAGAAUCAGUGCAGUGUAUCCUCCUUUCACUAGAGUAACAGUUUUGCCAUAAAGAAAUAUUGUCUUUCUGGUGAUUCUACAUUUUAUGUGGCGCUUACAUUGUUUUUUUCUCAAAUAUAAGAAACCAGCUUUCUGAGUAUCUUUGUAAGCACAAUCCAUAAAGAAAAAGUAAAUGUUUAAUUCCAGCCAAAAUAAAAAAUAUAUCUGUAGAUGUAUCGGUUAUCAGUGAAUAUUUCCGCAAGGGGUUGGAACUGAAAUUAUUUUCCAAUCGUUUAGUUCUGAACAGAACCAUACUUUUUUUCGUUCCGUUCCACUGUUCCGACCAGCAAAAUAAAGUUUGGUAUCGGUUCGAAUCCAAACAAGUUACUGGUUUAUAUUGUUCCUGUCUUUUCCUUUUUAAACCUCUGAAAUCAUAUAUUUUUUUUACAUUUUUAGCUCUGCAUUAAAUUACUUAACCGAUCAUGCAGUGCGGAUAGAGCAGCUUAACUAGCAUCAAGAAAGUUUUCAGUUCUGUUCCCUGAACAGGUUCCAACCCCUGAUUUCCACUCUAGAAUCGGUUCCAAAAAUCCCAUAUAGUUUGGGCUCUAGUGUGUGUGUGUCAGUGGGUGUUAGCCUCCUGUGGUAAGUAGUGGUGGGGAGUCUACUCCAAAAUAAUAGAUUCCUCAACCAUUUCUGGGUGUCAAGCUUAGAUUCCGCUAGGAAUCGACUCCUUAGAUUCAGUAUUUUUGCAACGGAGGAAACGGUUUUGCAUAGUCUACCUCGAGAACACAAACUCUUGCAUCUUUCACAGCAAAGAAAGAGCUAGCGGGAGAGGGAGGGGCACCAGGCAGACCGUCAGAACCGUGCAUCAGUAAUGAAAAGAUCUAGGCUAUAGGCUAUCGCAAUGCUGUAUUUUGCAAUAGCUUGGCUUGCAAUGUCUAGCGCAAGUUCUUUAAAGUAGGUAUAAUCAAUGAGUAGGCUGAGCUAUUCUACACGCAACAGACACUAGUGUUUUUCGUAGCGAACAGAAAAAGGAGCAGGCGAGGGAGAGAGGAUUGGGGCAGGCAGAGAGACGGUCAGAACAGUGUGCAUAGGCUAUAUCUUGGUAAUCUGUAUCUAGCAAUGCCUCAUAAAUUCACCUUAAGUAUAUAUUAGGCUAUCACUGAGUAUAGCUAAACUAUUACGUCAUAGUGUCAGUGAAUUGGAGUUGAACAUUGCCAAAUGCAUCAGUUUAAUUAGGCCUAAAUGUGCAAUAAAAUAUAUUGCCUAUAGCUUAUUUAAUGAAAACAUACAGAAUGGUAGAUCUCCACGAACAGGGUUGGAGAGCCCUCUCCUAGGCAAUAGAAGCAGCAACCCUGCUAAACAUUUUGAAAAUGGCACGUUCACUUUAUCAUCCAUAAAUAGUGAAGUGCAAAUAGGGUUCAGCAGCUCUAAUCAGCAGGAUGUGGGGCAUUGUUAUUAGGAAGGACGUCUACCAUGGAUGGAGCGCUAAAAUAAUGAUUAUGAUCACACUUCAAUUUAAAUAUUAUGGGGAGACCGAUACAUUUGGCAGCCAAGCACGAAUUAUCAGUGUGUAGUAUAAAAAAAUAACAAUAAAAUAUGUAUGCACUAACUGUAAGUCGCUCUGGAUAAGAGCGUCUGCUAAAUGACUAAAAUGUAAAUGUAGCCUAUAGUCUAGACAUGAUGUUGAAAUAUCUUCACAACUACAAUAAACACCUCCUGGCUUCUGUCAUAAGAGUCAAAUCAAUUUGGAAAAAUUAAGAAUUACAGGGGGCCGUUUGGGGAAAAAACGAAUCCUAUGUGAAUUGUCCUCUGACAAAACCAACGUCUCUAGUAAUACUGGUCCGAAUAGGGCUAUAACAUGGUAAAUAAUAGGCUUAUCAGCGUACAGUGCACCGCAUAAUCCCGUGGUAUCCGUCAAGGCUGCAAACAGCAAAGAAAUCACUGAAAUAUUCUAGUUCCUACACAUCACCUUCUAUAGUCAAACAAAAUAAGCCUUUUAUAGCAAAUGGGCAGUAUCAUGCUCAUGUCAGUCCUAUAGAACGCAAAUGUAGUCUUCCUUGUAGGACUUUGCAAUAAUGAGGUGGUGUGUAUGUGUGUGCGCAUCCGUUUCAGCGUGUUUUGGGAGUCGAGCAAGAGUCAACUCCUUUCGACUCCAAUCACAGUAGUCGGAGUCGACUCAAAAAAUCCUGGACUCGUGAACCACUAGUGGUAAACUAGCAUGAGAACGGCAGUAUGGAGGUGACCGCUUGGCCUUGUGGGAGUGAUCACUGUGUUAUGUGUGGACGGUUUGACCAGAGCGAUAAAGACAGUGCUGUGGUUACGCUCUGCUCCUAACGCGCUCUGCAGACCACAUCCUUUCUGCCUAUGGCGCAGCCGUCCACCCCUUCACCCCAGCACACAGACGCACACACUCCAUUUCCUGUCUGUCUUCUCUUUUACUGUUCCCCUCGUUAAACGGAAAAGAGAGGCUGAGGUGCGCACUGUUUUAAUUGGAGCAGCAGAAGCAACCCCCAUGUGCUCCUCUGUGUUUGUGUGUGUGUGCUGGGGGUGGACUGCUGCGCCAUAGGCAGAGAGGAUGUGGUCUGCAGAGCGCGUUCGGAGUAAAGCGUAACCACAGCCUUGUCUUUAUCGCUCUGGUCAGACUGCACACACUCCAGACCAUCACGGUGACCACGCCCCACAAGGCCAAGCUGUUGCCCCCAUACUGCCGUUUUCAUGCUAGCUUACCACAGGAGGCCAGCACUCACUAAGACACGCACACACUCCAUAUACAAUAACACAGACCACACAUCAUACACACACAUGUCCAUGCACACCACACAUACUCGCGUGUGUGUGUGCGCAUGUAUCUCUCCAAGUGGGGGAUAGCGGGGGGGUGGUAUAUGAUUUGGAGCUUCCUGCUCCGGUGUCUUCCUCUGUAUCAGGGCUGAACCAUGUCUUCCCACUUCCCCCAGCAGACCGCCACCACAUCCAAUGUUUGUACAGACAUACCGGGCCAGGAGCGCUCCACUCGCCUAGUACCAACGUCCUCUCACACACACACACACACACAUAGCGAUACGCAAAGACACAAAAUAAUAUACAGGGAUAGGCCCAUCUAGCACACAAACACGCACAUUGAGAUGUACAAAAUAUAGGUAAAAACACAAAUAUACACUGGCACAUACUGUGCUGAUGCACAUGCACAUUAUUUUGCCGUUAAUGGUGUGCUUGUUUAAGCUCUACUUUGGCAAUAUCUUUACGUUGAACAUUUACUAGUGUCUAUUUACAUUGAACAUUUAUUAGUGUCUAUUGUCAGGAGUCUGAAUGAUUUUCCAUGAGACAAGCCAUGGAAUGAUUACCAAAUGAUGCUGAUGUCUGGCUCGUGUGAGGGCACUGUUGCUGUUCUGUUUUGACAUUGUGUAAUUUGUGUCAUGUCUUUGCAAAUGUUGCGUGAUUUCUGAACGCACUAAUUUUGUGUUCAUUGCUUGUUUAGAUCAUCCAUCAGGUGGACUUCAACAAGAAGCCUGGCCGGAUGAGUGUGAAGCCCAUCAAAUUUGAUGUUAUCCUGAAGCUCAGCAACACCAACCUGCAGGAGAAGGCCUAUAGGGUGAGUACUGCUAGCUUAGCAUGCUAACUAACUAGGCUUGUCUGCCUCAGGAGAAUACUUAGACUAGGGGAGUACUGCUAGCUUAGUUAGCAUGUAUUAUCUGUGGCAGGAGUAGGCUUAGUACUGGGUAAAUCCAUUUUGACAGCACCUCUUUUGAUUUGAACAAAACCUUACAUGCAUACAGUACCAGUCAAACGUUUGGACACCUACUCAUUCAAGGGUUUUUCUUUAUUUUUACUAGUUUUUACAUUGUAGAAUAAUAGUGAAGACAUCAAAACUAUGAAAUAACACAUAUGGAAUCAUGUAGUAACCAAAAAAGUGUUAAACAAAUCAAAAUAUAUUUUAUAUUUGAGAUUCUUCAAAUAGCCACCCUUUUCCUUUGACAGCUUUGCACACUCUUGGCAUUCUCUCAACCAGCUUCACCUGGAAUGCUUUUCCAACAGUCUUGAAGGAGUUCCCACAUAUGCUGAGCACUUGUUGGCUGCUUUUCCUUCACUCUGCUGUCCAACUCAUCCCAAACCAUCUCAAUUGGGUUGAGGUCGGGGGAUUGUGGAGGCCAGGUCAUCUGAUGCAGCACUCCAUCACUCUCCUUGGUCAAAUAGCCCUUACACAGCCUGGAGGUGUGUUGGGUCAUUGUCCUGUUGAAAAACAAACGAUAGUCCCACUAAGCCCAAACCAGAUGGGAUGGCGUAUCGCUGCAGAAUGCUGUGGUGGCCAUGCUAGUUAAGUGUGCCUUGAAUUCUAAAUAAAUCACUGACAGUGUCACCAGCAAAGCACCCCCACACCAUAACACCUCUUCCUCCAUGCUUUACGGUGGGAACUACACAUGCGGAGAUCAUCCGUACAAAGACACGGCGGUUGGAACCCAAAAUCUCCAAUUUGGACUCCAGACCAAAGGACACAUUUCCACCGGUCUAAUGUCCAUUGCUCGUGUUUCUUGGCCCAAGCAGGUCUCUUCUUAUUAUUGGUGUCCUUUAGUAGUGGUUUGUUUGCAGUAAUUUGACAAUGAAGGUCUGAUUCACACAGUCUCCUCUGAACAGUUGAUGUUGAGAUGUGUCUGUGACUUCAACUCUGUGAAGCAUUUAUUUGGGCUGCAAUUUCUAAGGCUGGUAACACUAAUUAACUUAUCCUCUGCAGCAGAGGUAACUCUGGGUCUUCCAUUCCUGUGGCAGUCCUCAUGAGAGCCAGUUUCAUCAUAGCGCUUGAUGGUUUUUGCGAAUGCGCUUGAAGAAACGUUCAAAGUUCUUGAAAUGUUCCGUAUUGACUGACCUUCAUGUCUUAAAGUAAUGAUGGACUGUCGUUUCUGUUUGCUUAUUUGAGCUGUUCUUGCCAUAAUAUGGACUUGGUCUUUUACCAAAUAUGGCUAUCUUCUGUAUACCCCCCUACACAACUGAUUGGCUCAAACGCAAUAAGAAGGAAAGAAAUUCCACAAAUUAACUUUUAAGAAGGCACACUUGUUAAUUGAAAUGCAUUCCAGAUGACUACCUCAUGAAGCUGGUUGAGAGAAUGCCAAGAGUGUGCAAAGCUGUCAUCAAGACAAAGGGUGGCUAUGUUAAGAAUCUCAAAUAUAAAAUAUAUUUUGAUUUAACACUUUUUUGGUUACUACAUGAUUCCAUAUGUGUUUUUUCAUAGGUUUGAUGUCUUCACUAUUAUUCUACAAUGUAAACAGUUGUACAAAUUAAGAAAAACCUUUGAAUGAGUAGGUGUGUCCAAACCUUUGACUGGUAGUGUGUUUGCCCAUAUGUAGAAGUGCUCAGAAAGUGACCUUUUGGACCUGAAUGCCCAAACAUUCACAAGAUAAAGGUGCUAAAAGUUGACCCAUUUUACAUACCCCACCAUACCAUGAGACAUACAUGUCUUUAUCACUGGAAAAUAUAAUCGGUUGUGAUUGUAAAGGCUUACUAACAGGGUUGUGAAACUAUUUUUUAACCUUGAACGUCAAGUAUCUAAAAACAUUUAAACUUUUUUUUAAAACACAGAGUGCAUUCGGAAAGUAUUCGGACCCCUUGACUUGUUCCACAUUUUGUAACUUUACAGCAUUAUUCUAAAAUUGAUUAAAUAUAUUUUUUCCUCAUCAAUCUACACACAAUACCCCAUAAUGACAAAGCAAAAACAGGAUUUUAGAAAUUGUUGGACAAAAAAUACCUUAAUUACAUAGGUAUUCAGACUCUUUGCUAUGAGACUCGAAAUUGAGCUCAGGUGCGUUCUGUUUCCAUUGAUCAUCCUUGAGAUGUUUUGUACAACUUGAUUGGAGUCCACUUGUGGUAAAUUAAAUUGAUUGGACAUAUGGAAAGGCACAUACCUGUCUAUAUAAGGUCCCACCGUUGACAGUGCAUGUCAGAGCAAUAACCAAGCCAUGAGGUCGAAGGAAUUGUCUGUAGAGCUCUGGGGAAUGGUACCAAAACAUUUAUGCAGCAUCGAAGGUCCCUAAGAACCCAGUGGGCUUCAUCAUUCUUAAAUGGAAGAAGUUGGAACCACCAAGACUCUUCGUAGAGCCGGCCGCCCGGCCAAACUGAGAAAUCGGGGGAGAAGGGCCUUGGUCAGGGAGGUGACCAAGAACCCGAUGGUCACUCUGACAGAGCUCCAGAGUUCCUCUGUGGAGAUGGGAGAACCUUCCAGAAGGACAACCAUCUCUGCAGCACUCCACCAAUCAGGCCUUUAUGGAGAGUGGCCAGAUGGAAGCCACUCCUUGGUAAAAGGCACAUGACAGCCCGCUUGGAGUUUGCCCAAAAGGCACUUAAAAGACUCUCAGACCAUCUGAUGAAACCAAGAUUGAACUCUUUUGCCUGAAUGCCAAGCGUCACGUCUGGAGGAAACCUGGCACCAUCCCUACGGUGAAGCAUGGUGGUGGCAGCAUCAUGCUGUGGGGAUGUUUUUCAGCGGCAUGGACUGGGAGACUAGUCAGGAUUGAGGGAAAGAUGAACAGAGCAAAGUACGGAGAGAUCCUUGAUGAAAACCUGCUCCAGAGCGCUCAGGACCUCAGACUGGGGUGAAGGUUCACCUUCCAACAGGACAACGACCCUAAGCACACAGCCAAGACAACGCAGGAGUGGCUUCGGGACAAGUCUCUGAAUGUCCUUGAGUGGCCCAGCCAGAGCCCGGACUUGAACCCGAUCGAACAUCUCUGAAGAGACCUGAAAAUAGCUGUGCAGCGAAGCUCCCCAUCCAACCUGACAGAGCAUGAGAGGAUCUGCAGAGAAGAAUGGGAGAAACUUCCCAAAUACAGGUGUGCCAAGCUUCUAGCGUCAUACCCAAGAAGACUCGAGGCUGUAAUCGCUGCCAAAGGUGCUUCAACAAAGCACUGAGUAAAGGGUCUGAUGUAAAUGUAAGUUUUUAUUGUGCAAACAUUUCUACCACUCAGUUUUUGCUUUUUCAUUAUGGGGUAUUGUGUGUAGAUUGGUGAGGGGGUAAAUAUUAAUUUAAUCCAUUUUAGAAAUAAGGCUGUAACGUAACAAAAUUGGAAAAAGUAAAGGGGUCUGAAUACUUUCCGAAUGCACUGUGUUGUAGCUUAGAUCCUAUUUUACAUAAUCUAAGGUUUUUGUGUUGUGCCCGCCAUCGGUGCUCUUGAAUACAGGGUGGGUGUCAUGUUUUGGCUGAUAAAUGUACCACAAUGGGAAUAACAUUUUAUAACUUUCAAAUGGUUGGUUGAAGGUCCACACAUCAGAUAAUGUUGGUUUGAAUGGGAAUAUCUGUUUUAAAUGAUACUGUCAAUCCUCCAUAGGAAACCUAUUGAAAUCAUAGAAAUAUAGAUCAUAGAAUAGACAUGACCAUUUAAGUUGACAUUCGACGGUGGAUGGACACGCUGUCAUCUUUGUGGUAGUAAUUAGAAGUAAACAUUUCAAUUGAAUUUAAAUUUCAAUGGUGUACCAGCUAAAUUUCACUGGUCUGAAGGGAUUGGUCACUUCUAUGAAUUGUAUUUCUAUGAUGGAAAUUACACCCACCCUGUUUUCAAGAGCAUUUUGUCUCAGCCAAUGGCGGGUCUCAUGGUGGGGUACACAAAAUAGGUUAACUUUGAGCGCCUUUAUCAACUGAAUGUUUUGGCAUUCCGGUCCAAAAAGUAUCUUUCUGACCACUUCCAUGGGCAAACAUGUAUGGAAAGUUUCCUUUAAAUCAUAUCAAAAAGUGAUAUAAUUCAAAGGUAUUGACCCUACUUCCAGAUUCAUAUGAUAUUGUUAGGGCUAGGAUAAAGUUUUUAACUGGUAGGUCUAGUUCUGUCCUCAAGCAAACGAGUGGUCAAUAGAGUAUAUUCUCAUGCCACUUUUUACCUCUUGAUACUUUAAUCAUCUCAAUGAAGAAUCCAAUUAGGCUACCACUACUUAGGCAUGCGGAUUGUCUGUGCACCUCUCCUUUAACUGGGUUAUUUCUAUGACUUGUUUUGGCAAGCUUAAUGGUGAUGCACCUGUUUUCUAAUGGUUGCCGAUAUUGUGGAAGUGCCUACAAUGGUGUGGCUUGGCACCUUAGUACAAGGAUGGCUGGAGGUCAGAUAGGUCAUGAAUAUCUCUUAGCCCUAGCUAUUUUAGGAUGUCUAGAGGGCAUUUGUGACUAGCUUAGGGUGUCUAUUCUAGGAGUGGCCUAAGUCUACAGGUUGAAAGUAGCAUGUCCUUCAAAGAUCAAUCUGUUGUGCGAAAAUGGCUUUUGUUGUCCUGCAUCAGCACAUUAGUUUCACAUCUUUGCUGUCUUGGUUGUAAGUCCUAGACAACUACCUCGCGCUAAUCAGUAAGAAUUGAUUUAGUAUAAUGGCCAUUAUGCAAUUCCACCCUCCCUCAAAUAAAACAAAUAUAUUGGGAAACGUACCAGAUUAGAUUACGGUGCACUACUCAACCUAUUGUCUGUGUCACUUUAAUAGAAUAACGAUGGCAUUCUAACGCAUGGCAACAAGAGCAGCUGACCAACUCCAUGGCUUAGGCCCUACUAGUUCAUGUUUUUUCACACUCCUCACUGACACUGAGUGUUGCCCUCCCUGUGUGCAUAAGGGGAUUGAGGGCAGCCUGCAAAAGCCAACGUAAGGGGCUCUAACCAAGCCAAGAGGAUUGCCACACGGCCCUCUGGGAUUAUCCCUUGCACUCCGCUGGUCAGGACUGGCUUCAGUGCUGUUGCCAGGGGCAACCAAUGACACCAGCACCACCAAUUGCUUCUACCAUGCAGUCAGUGCCUGGUGACUCACCCUUGCUACUGCCAGACAUGGCUAAAUGAAUACCUAUCUGACCAUUAGACCAAGUAGAGAGAGUCUGACUACAGUAGGCUGUAUUACAUUUACAUUUUAGUCAUUUAGCAGACGCUCUUAUCCAGAGCGACUUACAGUUAGUGAGUGCAUACAUAAUUUUUUAUACUGGCCCCCCAUGGGAAUCGAACCCACAACCCUGGCGUUGCAAACGCCAUGCUCUACCAACUGAGCUACAUCCCUGCCGGUCAUUCCCUCCCCUACCCUGGACGACGCUGAGCCAAUUGUACGCUGCCCCAUGGGUCUCCCGGUCGCGGCCGGCUACGACAGAGCCUGGAUUCGAACCAGGAUCUCUAGUGGCACAGCUAGCGAUGCAGUGCCUUAGACCACUGCGCCACAGUACAGAAAUUAGCGUUAUUGCCAUAAAAGAACUGAAAUGGGUAGAGCAUUCUCUCAUACCCUCUGUUGCUUUGCUUCUGUAGCAUUCAAUGUUAUUGCUGCCGGGUUGGCGGACCCAUGCCAAAUAAUUAGGAAUAAAGGACCAUGUCUUUGGAUGAGCUGGUGGUAAUGUUAUCUUAACUGAGGGUCAGGGGUUAAGUGUUGGUGUGUGGCCAGUCGAAUAUCCACCGGGAUUAGUACAGAGCCCUGGGGGAUGCCACACGUUGGCAGCACCAGGUGGCAGACAGCAGGUGACCGCUUCGAGAUAAUCGGAUAUCUCAGGUAAAUCCAGUCUGUACUGAUGGCUGUACUCACAUAAAUAGCUGCAAUCCGUAAAGUGUGUGUUUGAGACUUGAGGAGUGGUAUUAGUGCGCUGAGGUGUCACUGUAAUCUAGCUCAAUGUUUGCACGUGUAUUCUCACAGAUUGGCAACCCUCGUCACAUUAACUCCCCUCCUUUCGCCCCAAAAGUAUCUUGAAUGUUCAUGUGAAAAUCACUGUGUGUGUGUGUGUGUGUGGUCAUUUCAGCUUUUAUUUUUUGAUUGUGUACUUUUGUGUUUCAGGAUGGGCUGAUAGAGCAGAUCUAUGACCUGAUCCUGGAGUACUUCCACUCUCAGGCCUGCUCUAUCGGCUUCCCAGAGCUGGCCCUGCCCACCAUCAUCCAGGUAAUACCACCACCUCCUCUAAUCUCCACCCCUAGUCAGCUAAUGGAACCUCUUCACCAUUUGAUGCAAUGGCAUAAUAUCCAUAACCUAAGCCAGGGAAAGGCAACUGGCCCUGGAAGGCAAAAACACUUCAAGUUUUAAUUAUCUUCUCCUAAUCAGGGACUGAUUCAGAGUUUCAGACAUCAAUAUGCGGUCUUGUUUUUUUUUUAUUCUACACGUUUGGUAAAUGGGCAGCUAUUUAACAUACUAACUAAAACAUCUUGAGGUGUUGUUGACUAUCAAGUAAAAAAAUUAUCUUAGCUGCUAGCCCCUCUACGGCAAACACAAGGCUGCAAGAAACUUGACUUGGUCUUAUGGUGAGUAGGCCAGAUGGAAAAAGAGGGUGAGAGAGAGGGGGAUGAAGAGUAAAGUGUGUCUGUGCUGACCUUUAAUGGCUCCACCGGCUUGCUGUUGUUUUAACGGCCCUGGCGACCAACCACUGAGCCCACUUCCUGUCAGAGACAGCCAGCAGUGGGUGGGAGGCGAGCUCCUCUACAAGUAAUGCCGAAAGACUAACGAAGUCAGAAUCUGCCCUCGCCAACGCAAACAACGCAUGACUUCUCUUCUUCUACUCCAGUUUUUACUGUUGCUACACACAUACACACACACAUAAACACACACACACACACACACACGUGAGCGCUGGGCAUAAAGUAGCGACAAUCCAGAGGGGAAAGACAAUUCCAGACUAGGUGAUUUUAUAUAGCGUUUUUCACUCUUUCUCUCUCCCCCCCCCCCUCUCCUUUCUACCUCCUCUCCGCUGCGCCACAGCUGAAAGCGUUCCUGAAGGAAUGCAAAGUGGCCAAUUACUGCAAGCAGAUCCGCCAGCUGCUGGAGAAGGUACAGGAGAACAGCAGCCACAUCACAGCCCGUAGACAGAGGGCCGCCUUUGGAGUGGCCGACGCGUCCGCCGUGGUGAGUUUGGCUGUGUGUGUGCCCGCCCGUGAGCAACUGAGCAUGUCCGUGCCAGGUCUUCUGGGCUGCUGUUCCAGAGCCCUCAUUUCACCUCUUCAACAUGCGUGCGCACACCUCUCUUUCCCAUCAGUGCCUCUGCUUCCCCCAAAAUAUAGACAUUCACCCAGUACAUACAUAAGAUUUCAUGAUUAAAUUCAAUGUUAAUUUUGAGAUUUUUCAGUAGCCAGCAGGCUAAACUUCUUAAAUUAUGUGAUGGUUCAUCAACGGUUGAUACUUGAGUUGUGUUGGUUGUUGCAUUCCAACUAAUUGUUUCAAACACGCACACACAGACACCAGUGUCAGCUGGGGAGCACUCCAAACGACUGCCUAGAGCACUCCCACCUCCUCUUAACCCCCUGUACACCCCGUUCCCAAAACACAUACACCAUCCUGGGCGAGCUCCCAUAGGAAGUGCCUGUGAAGGUCUCCACCAGCCUAGAGCGUUUAACCAUCAUGUUCCCCCUGACCCUUAACCCCUAGACCCCUCCUGGCUGUGUCUGUUACACACACACAGACAGUGAGGAGAUAAGAGCCAAGGCUACACACUUAGCGCCUGCUGCAGUGAACCUGAGUAGGAAGCAGAGGGAAGGAUGCUGGAGGAGACAUCCCUAGGUGAACACUGGCGUUAGAGGAGGGCUCUGUGGUCAUUAGACCCUCCUUUAUAGGUUUGAACCAGCCUCACCCCCCCCCCCCCCCCUCAUCCCUUGCCUUAAUGAGGGGACAUUGUUGGAGGUGUGUGUAUGCAUGGGCAGAAGUGCCAUUUCCUGUGUGCGUUUUCUUCUCACCGUAUGCACUCUCUACCUGCCCCACCAAACACACACACUCCUCAGGCUGCAUUGGUUUGCACCUCCAAUCCUGGCUGAGUGCCUCGCCCCACACCCGUGAUAAAUAUUUAAGAGUGAAAUUAAAGAGGGGAUGUCGCUGUGUGUAGUUUAGUCUUGAAGAAGUGUGUUUGUGUGCGCUUGCUGCGAGAGACUGAGACAGACAGCUUGGCACCGGGGGCUGCGCCUGUCGCCACGGCUCCCAGCCCAGAGGAGCCUGUCGCCAUGGCAUCCGUCCCCAUGCUGCACGGCAACCAUGUUGCCGGGUAGAGGCCAGCCCCCUUUCCGGCUGCCGUGGAAAGGCCAUCACUCCCCUCUGGCCCCAGACACCCAAACGCAGAUCACAUUUGAAUGGGCCUCCGCUGAAGCCUAAAUAGCUUUUUUCUUGGUAGGUCUAUGCUUUCUUAACAAUUUUGAGCAAAAUGUUUUUGCCAUCUUCUAGAGUAGUUAGGCUAGGUGUGAGAGAACAGCGGAGCCUAAAUCUCAACCCUAAUCCGAUAGCAUUGUUUUGUCUGGGUUUUAAGUGUUUUCAAAAGCCCUGGGUCUUUCUGUUCACGUCCUGUCCUCUCCUCUUUGUUCUGGGGCCCAGCCUAAUAACCGCCAUUGUAAAUUGUCGUAAAUAGGUUUAGCUAACCGACGAAGGAAGCUGCGGUCUAUACGGUCUAUUGGAUUUGGAGGUCAGAUAAUCCUAUUGGGCCUGAUCAAUGCCAUCAGCAAAGACCUUUAGGGGAAGGGCUGGCGUAGAUCGUCCAGUCUCCUCUUUCAGCUUCUCUUCUCGCUCUGUCUCUCUCUCGCUCUGUCUCGCUCUGUCUCUCUCUCGCUGUCUCUCGCUCUGUCUCUCUCUCGCUCUGUCUCUCUCUCGCUCUGUCUCUCUCGCUCUCUCGUCGUCUCCUCUGCUCUCUCGCUUGCUCUCUCGCUCUGUCUCUCUCGCUCUGUCUCUCUCUGCUCUGUCUCUCUCGCUCUGUCUCUCUCCGUCUCUCUCGCUCGCUCUCUCGCUCUGUCUCUCUCGCUUUCUCUCUCGCUCUCUCGCUCUCUCCUCGCUCUGUCUCUCCUCUCGCUCUCUGCUCUGUCUCCUCUCGCUCUCGCUCUUCUCUCUCGCUCUGUCUCUCUCGCUCUCGCUCUCUCUCUCGCUUCUGUCUCUCGCUCUCUCUCGCUCUGUCUCUCUCGCUCUCUCUCGCUCUGUCUCUCUCGCUCUGCUCCUCUUCCUCUGCUCUCUCUCGCUCUGUCGCUCUCUCGCUCUGUCUCUCGCUCGCUCUCUGUCUCUCUCGCUUCUCGCUCUGUCCUCUCUCGCUCUCGCUCUGUCUCUCUCGCUCUCGCUCUCUCUCUCGCUCUGUCUCUCUCGCUCUGUCUCUCUCGCUCUGUCUCUCUCGCUCUGUCUCUCUCGCUCUGUCUCUCUCGCUGUCUCUCUCGCUCUGUCGCUCUCGCUCUCGCUCUGUCUCUCUCGCUCUCGCUCUGUCUCUCUGUCUCUCGCUCUGUCUCUCUCGCUCUCGCUCUGUCUCUCUCGCUCUCGCUCUGUCUCUCUCGCUCUCGCUCUGUCUCUCUCGCUCUCGCUCUGUCUCUCUCGCUCUGUCUCUCUCGCUCUCGCUCUGUCUCUCUCGCUCUGUCUCUCUCGCUCUGUCUCGCUAUGUCUCUCUCUCGCUAUGUCUCUCUCUCUCUCUGUUUCUCUCGCUCGCGCUCGCUCUGUCUCUCUCUCUCUCUGUGUUUCUCCCCUUGUCAAUAGCAAAUAAUGUUUGAAAUCUACACUGAACAAAAAUAUAAAUGCAACAUGCAACCAUUUCAAAGAUUUUACAGAGUUACAGUCAAUUGAAAUAAAUAAAUUAGGCCCUGAUCUAUGAAUUUCAUAUGACUUGGAAUACAGAUAUGCAUAUGUUGGUCACAUAUACCUUAAAAAUAAAAAAAAAGUAGGGGCGUGGAUCAGAAGACCAGUCUAUCUGGUGUGCCCACCAUUUGCCUCAUGCAGCGCUACGCAUAGAGUCGAUCAGGCUGUUGAUUGUGGCCUGUGGAAUGUUGUCCCACUCUUCUUCAGAUCCUUGCGACAUGGGGCCGUACAUUAUCAUGCUGAAAAAUGAGGUAAUGGCGGCGGAUGAAUGGCAUGACAAUGGGCCUUAGGGUCUCGUCACGAUAUCUCUGUGCAUUCAAAUUACCAUAAAUAAAAUGCAAGUAGGUUUCUUCUAGGUAGUGUUAGCUAGCGCUAGACGGCUGUACCUGCGCCAAAACGCCUGUAUUUUUCAUCCAAUAGCUUGUUCGCCAUCUUCUUUUUAAAUGGUGAGCCAACAAGUUUUAAGGACUUUAUUUCCAUGACUGAUCAAAACUAGUUUUCUCAUGCUCUGUCUCUCUGCAGCAGACAUAAAGUGAGCAAUAUGUUUGGAAUAUCAAAUUGCAAUAAAAUCGCAGCAUCGCAAUGCGAUACACAUAGAAUCGUGAGAAUCGCAAUACAUAUCGCGUUGAGUAUUGUGAUAAUAUCGUAUCGUGAGGUCCCUGGCAAUUCCCAGCCAUAACACACACAAACAAAUACGGAGUGGAUAUGUAACAAGUGUGUUUCAUGAUUGUGUGUGCCUGGUGGGCAGGCGAAGUGGGAGAAGCAGACUGCGGAGGAGGGGACGCCCCUCACCAGGUACUACAGCCAGUGGAAGAAGCUAAGGGAGAAGGAGAUCCAGCUGGAGAUAUCUGGGAAGGAGAGGGUAACUAUCAGACGCACAUACCAACUGUUUUAGACUUCAAAGAUGAAAGUAUUUUCAGGGCAUUCAUCCAAAUUCAACAAACGUCUCCAUCCUAUUUUACGAAUGAUACAAGUAACUUGGAAGGUUUGAGUAAGAUAAUGCAUUGUCAGUGGGAGAUUGGUGGAAAUGUUCAAGGUUGCAUGCAAACAUUUUUGAAGAAUAUGACCUUUUUUAUUAGUUUUCGAUGAUUUUUCAAUGGGGUCAGUUCUCUACAGUUAGUGGUUUUAGAAAAGAAACUGAGAUGUAGGCCUAAUUUAAUUGACAGAAGAUCUCUCAAUGUGGCUCCAGGCUUCCGUCUGGGGAGUGUUAACCCUAAAUGUUUGUAAAGUGUUUUGUAAGUGACUUUGAUGAAUGUUCUGAAUCUUGAGAUCUUGAGCAAUGGUCUCAUUGUCAUAUGGUCCCAAAUCACCUGUUUUGACAAUAGGUUUUCCAUAACACUAUAUUUUGAAAUGGAACUGCAUAUUAACAUUUCCUCUCUCAUUUAAGAUGGAAGACUUGGACCUCCCUGAGAUCAAACGCAGGAAGAUUCAGGAGAAGAAAGCGGUGGACAAGAAGGAGUUCAAGGAUCUCUUUGAGUCCGACAGCGACUCAGACGACGACGGAGGACUCAAAGUCAAAGGUAACCCUAUUUACAUUGGAAGGAUAACAUUCCGAAACGGGGAGGGAUGACUUGUCCCUGUCCAUUAAGAAACAGUAAUUUUGGUUUCCUGCUGCAAAAUAAUUCCCAAAGCGUGACCAUAACGACCCUGAACCAGCGUUAACGCAGUUCGGCAAUUGUGUCUCAAGGCCUUGCACAGGGAUCUCAAAGUCUCAGAAUUAGCUAUAUUUGAAUUCCAAUUCCAAUUGCCUGACAAAUCUCUUGAUCUGCAGGCACUGUCUGACUACAUUUCCUGUUAGAGCUGGCCAGUAAAUAAAGACUGCUUGAAGGUCCUAUGCUAUGCAUGUCUUGGCCACUAGGAGGCUGUAUUGAGUUGCACAGAGACCAUCUACAGCAGGGAUCAUCAACCAGAUUUAGCCAUGGUACGAUGUUUUUCUUGAGCGGAUGGUCCGUGGGCCGGAACAUAAUUACAAAUAAUUUGUAGACUGCAAAUUAACCGGAACAGGCCCAAACAGAUAUGUUUGACUAAAACAUAAUCAUUUUUUAUACCAGUUGUGGAACCCUGAUCUACAGACUGUUGGCCAACAGCACAUAAGCACAGUCUCUAACACACACUCAUACACUGUAGUAGACUAUUGAGCGCCUUUAUGGCAAGGAUACAGCUCCUCUUCCCUUUCCGGGAUGAACAUUUGGCUCAUUCUGAGGGAAUGUACAACUGGCCUUACUGUAGCCAUGCUGCUCUCCCAGCAAAACAUGCUCUGUCCAAUUAGUUGGAGUCUACUUCUCUCUCUCCUAUGUUUCCCUUUCUCCUAUAUUUUGUUCUCUCUAUCCUUCUAUAUUUCCCUCUCCCUUUCUUUCUCCUAUAUUUCUUUCUCUCCCUAUCCUUCUAUAUUUCUCACCCUUCAGCUGAGUGCAGCUGUCACUCCUGUCUUCCUUUAAGCCCUGUGUGUCUGGACCUCUGCUAUGGGUCAUCCACAGGACACGGGCAGGGCAGGAGUCCUCUUUUACAGCUUUACAGUUGGACACGCUCGACGGAGGGAAAAAACCUUAGAGGUCGGAAGGAGAGAGUGAGGGGGCGGUAGGGGAUUUUUUUUCAUCUGGUCCUCAUUGUAGGGAGAGUCUCCGCAAAUGGGCGGGCAGCUGCCGGCGAGCCACCAGCCCACCUCGCCCCAACGGCCCGUCCCGUUGCUCUCUCACAGGAAGCACAGGCAUGGAUCCCGGUGGGGGUUCCUAAUUCAAACCAGCCCACUGGAACAGCCAGAGGUGUCCGCUCCCCAGUACUUCCCCCUCUGCUUCCCUCCAGCUCACAAUGCUUAACUGGCUGCCCCCGCAUUUCCUCCGCAUACACAAACCAACCCACCCUCCAGCCCUUGACAACCUUCCAACCUUUGGGCAGCUUACUAAACUGUGGUUGGUUGAAGUCUGCUGAGAUGCCCCAGUGGUGGAGAGGAGGAAAGUGUGAGGGGAGAAGAAGACUGGUUUCUAUGAAUGUGUCUAGUUGUUAUUGUGGGGGUGUUAAGUCCUCCAGGUCGUAUGGGGGCAGACGGGCAUGUAGAUCCUGCUGUCCCUCACAACCCCAGUCUAGGUCGCAAAUAUACAGGUUAAGACGAGGAUUCUAAUAUCCCAUAACUCUUUGCAUACAUGCGGAAGAAUUCUAAACCAUGGGACCAGAAAUGCGAACGAAAAUUACUGGAAGUGAAUGUUAGCAGUACAUGGAAAAUAAACACAAUCGUAGUGAAGUUCAGCAAACACAUAGCAUAACUUUUCCUGUCAUUCUAUUCAUUUAAACAUUUUUUAAAUUAUCUACAUCCACUUUAUUUAUUUCCAGACUGCUGGUCACAUUUUCAAUCCUUAUCCUGUAGAAUCAGCAACGGCGCUGGUCCCAUUAAUUUUUGUUUCUUUUUGAACGCUUCCGCAUGGAAUUAUUACUUUGUCAUAACCUGUAUAUUUUCGACCUCAACCCCAGUCAGGAUGUGUGUGUGUGUGUCAGGGUUUCUGUUAGCCCGUAAUAGCCGACUUUUGGACGAUAAUAAAGCAGAUAAAUAAAAUCUCAGCCUGCAAAUUGUCUGGGAGAAGAAUAAAAAAAUGCCUUUGCGAAAUAAUGCUUUUUAGCCUAUUCGUUGAUGGAAAUACCAAUUGAUGUAAAUACAUUUGACUGGUCAUUCUUAUCGGUCAUUCUAGGUAGCUCACUGUGUAUCUGUGUGUGUGUGUGUGUGUGUGUGUGGUCAAUACGCUCUUAGUAGUAAGUGUUGGAUAGUGUGGCAAUUGAAGUGUCUGUGCCUCUCUCUCCUCUCCUGGCUACCAGCAUCUCAUCAAACCCUACUUUAAAGCUCAGGGACCACUCUGCAGUGGCCUCUGCUACACACACACACACACACACACACACAUACAGGAUAGACUCGCCCAUUUUACAGAAGGAAUUUGUAGCUGUCUGAAGUGAAGCCUGCCUGCUAUCUCCAUUUUAUAUAUUUAGGCAGCGACUGAGUGUAAGAUGUGUGAAAUUGGCUGUGGUAAACUGUCAUGAGUAAUGUAUUCUCAGCUCCAUCACCAUGCAGGUAAUAGGCAAUUCCAAGGUGGUUAGAUGCUACCUACCUGCCUGCAUGUACACAUUUCUGGGCCCAUAUUCAUAAAGCAUCUCAAGAGUACGCGAGCCUGAUCUAGGAUCAUGUCUCUGUUCAUGUAAACGUAUUAAUUAUGAUCCAAAAUGAAAACUGAUCACAUAUCAGGACUCAUACUUUGAGAUGCUUUAUUAAAAGGAUGCUUCAGGAUUUUGGCAAUUAAGCCCUUUGUCUACUUUCGCAGAGUAAGUUGAACUUGUGGAUACCAUUUUUAUGCAGUUUGAAUGAAGUUGCUAACUAGCGUUAGCGCAAUUGCUAAUUAGCGUAAGCACAAUGACUGGAAGUCUAUGGUAACUGCUAGCAUUCAAGUAGAUAUGAUAAACUUCCAGUCAUUGUGCUAACGCUAGUUAGCAUUGGCUCGCGAAACUAACUUCCUUCAUACUGGAUGCAGAUACAUAAAAAUGGUAUCCACGAGUUCAUCUGACUCUGGGGAAGUAGAUAAAUGUCUGCAUUGACAAAAUCCCGAAUGAUCCCUUUAGUACAGCCUUAAAGUGUUCCACUACCUAAGUGUAUAAUAUUACAACCAAUCUUUACAAAAUGGUGCAUCUGAGUCAGGGUUUCUGGUAGCCGGUAAUAGCCGGCUUUUGUCUGAUAAAAUAAAUAGAAAAGCCGCUAAAUAAAAUUGGUGUCGGCCAAUUGUCCGGGAGAAGAAGAAAAAAUCCCAUUGCGAUAUAAUGCUUUUUAUCCUCUUCAUUGAUGGAAAUACCAGUCGAUGGAAAUUCAUUUCACUGGUCAUACUUAUUGGUCAAAGGUUUAUUUGCAUAAUUUAGUGGAAUUAUAUUGGCGCAUGUGUACAGUAUAUUCACUAUGUAUCUUAUUUAUCACACGCGUACAGCAGGGUUCCCCAACUGGUGGCCCGCAGUGGUUUUAUUUGGCCCCCCAAGUUUUCGGAGCAAUUUUCUUAUUUUAAUUAAUUUUAUUGUGUGACAUAAUAGACUAAAAACACCAGGAAAUCAGCUCCAUGUAAUUUUAAUUUAAGAAAUCUGUUCCCAAGUAUUCCCACGCAUAAUAGAGGGACAUGUGAUCGUAUACAAAUGUAAGCAAGGUUUGAAAUUAUUAUGUUUUAGUCAAACAUAUACACUAUCUGUUUGGGCUUCUUGAGGUCAGUUUGCUAUCUACAAAUUAUUUUAAUUAUGUUCUGGCCCCGCGACCAUCAGCUGAAGAAGAGAUCGGCCCGCGGCUGAAUCUAGUUGAUGAUCCCUGGCGUACAGAUACAGAGCCUUUGAGUGGAAAAUCUGUCAGACAGUACCAGAGAUGCUGCUGCUGCUGCAGCAUCUUGUGGUGCUUUCUAGACAACUGGGAACUCAGAAAAGUAGGUUGGUCGGAGCUCUAGAAAGAAGCCAGAGUUGGAAUGCCGAGUUGGAUGACCGUUCAAAACGAUUUUUUUCCAGUCGGAGAUAGUCCCCGUCCCCCCCAGUUGAGAUUUCUGAGUUCCCAGUUGUUUUGAACGCGACAUCAAAUGGCAAGGGAAGGCAGGCUUUAUCAACGCGUCACACACCACUUUGCAAUGAGCUGGAGGCAGUAUGCAUUUUGAAAACACACUUAAUUGUUUGAAACCUGAACGUUUUAAUACAUAUUAUGAGGCAUGUCUUUCCUUGCUUAAAAGUAGCCUAUUAGAACUUCUGUCUUUCAAAAUGUAUAUUUUCAUCUGUCGCAUGAAACCAAUCGCAUGUGCAAUGCCUUUUUGACAAUGGCGUUUUCCCACUAAUUGCAUUAAGGAACGAACAUUUGUGUUUAGUCUACUGCCUUAUGUGCAUUUCUGCGCUUAUAAUGUUGAAGAAAUAAUAGUUUAUCAACAUUUAUCUAAACGUUCUGAUCUGUUGCAUCAGAUUCAUUGCAUUCUUUUACAUAUAUAUAUGUUUUUAAUGUAGCCUAGGCCCAUUGGUUGUAUGAAUUUGGGAUCUAUCGUCCCACAACUGUCCCAGAGUCUGUUUGGAAUAGGCUAUUUCUUUUUCGACAAACUGACCAAUAGAAUAGGUAGCCUAAACUUUUCUAGUAGAUUGAUAAAGACUAGCGAUUUUGCUGUUCAUUACUCGUCUUGUUGUCUGAGAAAAAGUAAAUGUGGACAGUUAUUCUAACAUGUUCAAAGUGCCCAUCAGAAUACGUUGGAAGGACCGCACGUCAUUGAAUCCUCGACUUCCAUGUUCUGUUAAUAUGAAUAACCAUAUUCUAAAUGUGAUUUCUGUCAUUCUGAUCAUUGUGGGUGUACAACCAAAUCAGGUUACGCACCCAGUGCAUAUGGGUCCGGUAAAUCUAAAUGUUUUUGGUCAAAUGUCCGGUGGCACAUUUUCCUUAUGGAAUCCCUGAUCUGAGUAAAACAAAGUCAAAGCUAAUGAGUAUUCACUGGUACUUCAUAUUCUAUUUCUCUUUCUUCUUGUCAGACAAAAAGGGAGGAUCUGACGACGAUGAUGACGAUGAUGCUGAUCUUCUUCAAGAGCUGUCUGACCUGAGUGAUGAUGAGGGGGUGGGGGAAGAACAUGAUGGUGUCUCAGGUUUGUGGACUGACAAAUAUGUGCUUUUCACACUACUGAACUCAACCAAGCCGAGCUGUACUGGGCUGGCCUGGUUACGCAUCCACUGUAGUUUCUGGAACCGUGGUUGGAAAGGCUAAUGUGAAAAUUUAACAUGCAAGCCAACACAGUACGGUUCGGUUCAGGUCUGCACACUAGUGUGAGUAUUAGAUGCCUGGUCCAGAAUUUAACACCAGCCUCCUUUUUCUUUUUUUUAUUUCACCUUUAUUUAACCAGGUAAGCCAGUUGAGAACAGGUUCUCAUUUACAACUGCGACCUGGCCAAGAUAAAGCAAAGUAGUGCAAUAAAAACAACACAGAGUUACAUAUGGGGUAAAAAACAUAAAGUCAGAAAUACAACAGAAAAUAUAUAUACAGUGUGUGCAAAUGUAGCAAGUUAUGGAGGUAAGGCAAUAAAUAGGCUAUAGUGCAGAAUAAUUACAAUAGUAUUAACACUGGAAUGCUAGAUGUGCAAGAGAUUAUGUGCAAAUAGAGAUACUGGGGUGCAAAAGAGCAAAAUAAAUAACAAUAUAGGGAUGAGGUAGUUGGGUGGGCUAAUUUCAGAUGGGCUGUGUACAGGUGCAGUGAUCGGUAAGGUGCUCUGACAACUGAUGCUUAAAGUUAGUGAGGGAGAUAAGAGUCUCCAGCUUCAGAGAUUUUUGCAAUUCGUUCCAGUCAUUGGCAGCAGAGAACUGGAAGGAAUGGCGGCCAAAGGAGGUGUUGGCUUUGGGAAUGACCAGUGAGAUAUACCUGCUGGAGCGCAGACUACGGGUGGGUGCUGCUAUGGUGACCAAUGAGCUAAGAUAAGGCGGGGAUUUGCCUAGCAGUGAUUUAUAGAUGGCCUGGAGCCAGUGGGUUUGACGACGAACAUGUAGUGAGGACCAGCCAACAAGAGCGUACAGGUCACAGUGGUGGGUAGUGUAUGGGGCUUUGGAGACAAAACGGAUGGCACUGUGAUAGACUACAUCCAAUUUGCUGAGUAGAGUGUUGGAGGCUAUUUUGUAAAUUACAUCGCCGAAGUCAAGGAUCGGUAGGAUAGUCAGUUUUACGAGGGCAUGUUUGGCAGCAUGAGUGAAGGAGGCUUUGUUGCGAAAUAGGAAGCCGAUUCUAGAUUUAACUUUGGAUUGGAGAUUCUUUAUGUGAGUUUGGAAGUUGAGUUUACAGUCUAACCAGACACCUAGGUAUUUGUAGUUGUCCACAUACUCUAGGUCAGACCCGUCGAGAGUGGUGAUUCUAGUCGGGUGGGCGGGUGCCAGCAGCGUUCGAUUGAAAAGCAUGCAUUUAGUUUUACUAGUGUUUAAGAGCAGUUGGAGGCUACUGAAGGAUUGUUGUAUGGCAUUGAAGCUCGUUUGGAGGUUUGUUAACACAGUGUCCAAUGAAGUGCCAGAUGUAUACAAAAUGGUGUCGUCUGCGUAGAGGUGGAUCUGAGAGUCACCAGCAGCAAGAGCGACAUCAUUGAUAUACACGGAGAAAAGUGUCGGCCCAAGAAUUGAACCCUGUGGCACCCCCAUAGAGACUGCCAUAGGUCCAGACAACAGGCCCUCCGAUUUGACACACUGAACUCUAUCUGAGAAGUAGUUGGUGAACCAGGCGAGGCAGUCAUUUGAGAAACCAAGGCUAUUUAGUCUGCCAAUAAGAAUGCGGUGGUUGACAGAGUCGAAAGCCUUGGCCAGGUCGAUGAAGACGGCUGCACAGUACUGUCUAUUAUCAAUCGCGGUUAUAAUAUCGUUUAGGACCUUGAGCGUGGCUGAAGUGCACCCGUGACCAGCUCGGAAACCGGAUUGCAUAGCGGAGAAGGUACGGUGGUAUUCGAAAUGGUCGAUGAUCUGUUUGUUAACUUGGCUUUCGAAUACUUUCGAAAGGCAGGGCAGGAUGGAUAUAGGUCUGUAGCAGUUUGGAUCUAGAGUGUCACCCCCUUUGAAGAGGGGGAUGACCGCGGCAGCUUUCCAAUCUCUGGGGAUCUCAGACGUUAUGAAAGAGAGGUUGAACAGACUAGUAAUAGGGGUAGCGACAAUUUCGGCGGCUAGUUUUAGAAAGAAAGGGUCCAGAUUGUCUAGCCCAGCUGAUUUGUAGGGGUCCAGAUUUUGCAGCGCUUUCAAAACAUCAGCUGUCUGAAUUUGUGUGAAGGAGAAGCGGGGGGGGGGGCAUGGGCAAGUUGCAGCAGAGGGUGCAGAGUUGGUGGCCUGGUUAGUGGUAGCCAGAUGGAAAGCAUGGCCAGCUGUAGCAAAAUGCUUGUUGAAAUUCUCGAUUAUUGUAGAUUUAUCGGUGGUGAUAGUGUUUCCUAGCCUCAGUGCAGUGGGCAGCUGGGAGGAAGUGCUCUUAUUCUCCAUGGACUUUACAGUGUCCCAAAACUUUUUGGAGUUAGUGCUACAGGAUGCAAAUUUCUGUUUGAAAAAGUUAGCCUUUGCUUUCCUGACUGCUUGUGUAUAUUGGUUCCUAACUUCCCUGAAAAGUUGCAUAUCGCGGGGGCUAUUUGAUGCUAAUGCUGUACGCCACAGGAUGUUUUUGUGCUGGUCAAGGGCAGUCAAGUCUGAGGAGAACCAGGGGCUAUAUCGGUUCUUAGUUCUGUAUUUUUUGAAUGGGGCAUGUUUAUUUAAGAUUGAGAGGAAAUUACUUUUAAGGAACAACCAGGCAUCCUCUACUGACGGAAUGAGAUCUAUAUCCAUCCAGGAUACCUGGGCCAGGUCAAUUAGGAAGGCCUCCUCGCUAAAGUGUUUUAGGGAGCGUUUGACAGUGAUGAGGGGUGGUCGUUUGACCGCGGACCCGUUACGGACGCAGGCAAUAAGGCAGUGAUCGCUGAGAUCCUGGUUAAAGACAGCUGAGGUGUAUUUAGAGGGUAUGUUAGUCAGGAUGAUAUCUAUGAGGGUACCCAUGUUUACGGAUUUAGGGUUGUACCUGGUAUGUUCGUUGAUAAUUUGCGUUGAGGUUGAGGGCAUCUAGCUUGGAUUGUAGGAUGGCCGGGGUAUUAAGCAUAUCCCAAUUUAGGUCACCAAGCAGUACAAACUCUGAGGAUAAAUGGGGGGCAAUCAAUUCACAUAUGGUGUCCAGGGCACAGCUGGGGGCUGAGGGGGGUCUGUAGCAAGCGGCAACAGUGAGAGACUUAUUUCUGGAAAGGUGGAUUUUUAGAAGUAGAAGCUCAAACUGUUUGGGCACAGACCUGGAUAGUAUGAUAGAGCUCUGCAGGCUAUCUCUACAGUAGAUUGCAACUCCACCCCCUUUGGCAGUUCUAUCUAGACGGAAAAUGUUAUAGUUGGGGAUGGAAAUUUCAGAAUUUUUGGUGGCCUUCCUGAGCCAGGAUUCAGACACUGCUAGAACAUCAGGGUUGGCAGAGUGUGCUAACGCAGUGAAUAACUCAAACUUAGGAAGUAGACUUCUGAUAUUUAUGUGCAAGAAACCAAGACUUUUGCGAUUACAGAAGUCAUCAAAUGAUAGUGCCUGGGGAGUAGGAGUGAUACUGAGGGCUGCAGGGCCUGGGUUAGCCUCUACAUCACCAGAGGAACAGAGGAGGACUAGAAUAAGGAUACGGCUAAAGGCUUUAAGAACUGGUCUUCUAGUGCGUUGGGUACAUAGAAUAAAGGGGGCAGAUUUCCGGGUGUUAUAGAAAAGAUUCAGGGCAUUAUGUACAGACAAGGAUAUGGAAGGAUAUGAGUAAAGUGGUGGUAAACCUAAGCGUUGGGUAACAAUGAAAGAGAUAGCAUCGCUGGAGGCAUCAAUUGAGUCGGUCUCCGCGUGUAUUGGGGGAGGGGCAAAGGAGCUAUCUAAGGCAGGUUUAGCUAGGCUGGGGGGUCUACAGUGAUAUAGUACAAUUAGAAAUAACCGAAACAACAAUAAACUAACCAUGUUUGGGCUGAGGCUAAACAUAAACAGGAUGUAGUACCGUAAAAAGGAACAGUCCAGCAGAUAUCAGCUGUAUAGCUGAGUUAUCAUAAGGUCCGGUGGUGAAGUACUAGUGAGUAAGAGGCCACGGCUAGCGUGUGCUAGCGGGCCAGGGCUAGCAGAUGGAUGGAAUCUUCGUGGUUAACGUCGUAACCACAUCAGACGAUUUCGUCGGCAGACCAGUCGUGUAGGAUCGGCGGGGCUCCGUGUCAACACUAGGUGGUCCCGUCCGGUUGACAGAGAGGUAGAUAGCCGGGAGAUGGGCCUAGCUCAGGAUGAUUAGCCAGACCACAGCGUCCGUUUUGUUGUAGCUAGCUGGCAGGUUUAGCUAGGCUGGGGGGGUCGUAAAAAGGAACAGUCCAGCAGAUAUCAGCUGUAUAGCUGAGUUAUCAUAAGGUCCAGUGGUGAAGUACUAGUGACUAAGAGGCCACGGCUAGCGUGUGCUAGCGGGCCAGGGCUAGCAGAUGGAUGGAAUCUUCGUGGUUAACGUCGUAACCACAUCAGACGAUUUCGCCGGCAGACCAGUCGUGUAGGAUCGGCGGGGCUCCGUGUCAACACUAGGUGGUCCCGUCCGGUUGACAGAGAGGUAGAUAGCCGGGAGAUGGGCCUAGCUCAGGAUGAUUAGCCAGACCACAGCGUCCGUUUUGUUGUAGCUAGCUGGCAGGUUUAGCUAGGCUGGGGGGGUCGUAAAAAGGAACAGUCCAGCAGAUAUCAGCUGUAUAGCUGAGUUAUCAUAAGGUCCAGUGGUGAAGUACUAGUGACUAAGAGGCCACGGCUAGCGUGUGCUAGCGGGCCAGGGCUAGCAGAUGGAUGGAAUCUUCGUGGUUAACGUCGUAACCACAUCAGACGAUUUCGUCGGCAGACCAGUCGUGUAGGAUCGGCGGGGCUCCGUGUCAACACUAGGUGGUCCCGUCCGGUUGACAGAGAGGUAGAUAGCCGGGAGAUGGGCCUAGCUCAGGAUGAUUAGCCAGACCACAGCGUCCGUUUUGUUGUAGCUAGCUGGUAGCGACGAAUCCGGAGUUAAAGGUUCAGUGAUUCCGGCGGAAAAACUGAUAUGUUCUGGGUCGAUAACGCGCUGUGCAGACUGGCCGAAUAUCCGGUGAUCAAUGUCCAGUGAUUAAAAUUAAUCCCGCAGAAAAAAUCCAAUGUUCUGGGUGAAACACCGCUAGCUGUGGCUAAUCGCAAGUAGCUAGUUAGCUGGCUAGCUAGUUUCAACUGGAGAUUCUAGAUAAAGGUAAGUCAAUAAUAGAAUCCGUUCCACAUUGAGUGAGGCGGGUUGCAGGAAAGUAUAUCUUGUAGAAGGAUGAAAAGUCUGAUAGGGAAAUAUGUACGAAAAAUAGGGUAUUUACAGGCUAUUUACAGACAUUUACAGACAUACGAUAAAAACACAACUGCACUACUCCGCCAUCUUGGAAAUCCUACCACUUUUGAAUUGGCAGAUCUGUAGGGAAUAUGAUAAGAUGUAAUCAAAAUGGCGAUGGCUCCACCUAGCCUUCCAAUUGAACUGAACUGAGGGGAGCUUCCAACAUAUUGUUCAUUCCAUCAUAAGGAAACCUGCCAUAUUCUCCACUCAACCCCAUUUUGGGCAGAACUAACCCCCAUCAUAUUUCAGACCAAGCAAUUUGCAUCCAUUGCUGCCUGAUAUUGCCUUGGGGAGAUCUUGUGGUGCGAUUAGUUUUCUACAUGUUUAAAAUGAUCGUAUAACAUCAGUAUGAAAACAAAAAAUAAUUAAAACUUGCAGUGUUCCAGACAUUGAUCACUCCUACUUAAGGGGCAAUCAGAGAUUGGUACAUAGGCCCACAUUUUUUGACUGGCAUUGUUGUUUGAAUCCCAGAUUUCCCCUUUAAAUGAAUCCAUCCUUCAUGCUCUUCCUUCCCCUGUCUCUAUAGAUGAUGAUGAUGAUGAUGAUAAUGGUGGUGAUGAUGGUGAUGAUGAAGAGGGGGCUAAAGCCUCCAAGGCACCCAAGCAGCUGUCUAGCGUGGCUCUGAAAGAGUUGGCAGAGGGAGACGAGGACUUGGUGGAAGACCUGGAGCUCUCUGACCAGGACUGA